This is a messenger RNA of Rhincodon typus (whale shark), 1898 nucleotides long. RefSeq names its product kelch-like family member 41a (gene klhl41a). Bases 1 to 1839 code for a protein of 612 amino acids. The transcript is spliced from 6 exons. Gene Ontology annotation, molecular function: protein binding. NCBI's taxonomy places the organism in Eukaryota, Metazoa, Chordata, Chondrichthyes, Orectolobiformes, Rhincodontidae. The record is from RefSeq and is a predicted model, not a curated record.
AUGGACCCUCGGAAAGAAUCAAGGGAAGAAUCUCGGCUUUACCAAACCACCCUACUGCAGGAUGGACUGAAAAAUUUGCUGGAUGAAAACAAAUUUGUGGAUUGUUCCCUGAAGGUGGGAAAUAAGUUAUUUCCCUGCCACCGACUAAUCCUGGCAGCUUGCAGCCCUUACUUCCGUGAGUAUUUCUUUUCAGAUGUAAGUGAGGAAAAGAAACGUGAGGUGGUUUUGGAAGAUGUCGAUGAAAGUGUCGUGGAUAUGAUCUUGAAGUAUCUGUAUUCCUCUGAGAUAGAACUGACCGAUGAGAACGUGCAAAAUGUUUUUGCUGCGUCCAGCCGCUUUCAGAUCCCCUCUGUUUUCACACUCUGUGUCACCUAUCUUCAAGAAAAGUUAUCUGCUAGCAACUGUUUGGCGAUAUUCAGGCUAGGACUCCUUUUGGACUGUCCUCGGCUUGCUAUUGCUGCCCGUGAAUAUGCGUCCGCUCGUUUUGAACAAAUCUGUAAUGAUGAAGAUUUUAUGCAACUGGCUUCUCAUGAGCUUAUCGGCAUCAUUGCGAAUGACGCUUUAAACGUGGAGAAAGAAGAAACUGUAUUUGAAGCUGUAGUAAGAUGGGUCCGGAAGGACAAAGAGACCAGGGUCAAAAGUUUAGGAGAAAUCUUUGACUGCAUUCGUUUUCGUCUCAUGACUGAGAAAUAUAUCAAAGACCAGGUCGAAAAAAAUGACAUUAUUAAAGCUAAUCCAGAUCUAUUGAAGAAGGUGCAGGUGAUUAAAGAUGCUUUUGGAGGAAAACUUCCCAAGCCUGAGACAGGUAGUAACAAGAACGCAAAGAAAGGAGAAGGCGGUGAAGAUCUAGCUAACGGUGAUGUAGGUGACGAAGAUCUGCUCCCUGGUUUUCUGAAUGACAUUCCCAGACAUGGCAUGUUCGUCAAGGAAAUGAUCAUGUUAAUUAAUGACACAGUGGCGGUGGCAUAUGAUCCAAAUCUAAAUCAAUGCUUUCUGGUUGCAGUGGGUGAUCAGAUCCCCAAAAACCAUGUUAGUUUGGUUACAAAGGGAAACCAAAUUUUUGUUGUCGGUGGGUUGUACGUGGAUGAAGAACUUAAAGAACAGCCCUACCACUGCUAUUUCUAUCAGUUUGACAGUAUCGCUAGUGAAUGGAAUGGCUUGCCACCGCUGCCUUCAGCUAGAUGCCUCUUCGGGCUGGGAGAAACAGAAAACUUUCUUUAUGUGAUUGGUGGCAAGGAUCUUCCAAACGAGCAGUCAUUGGAUUCAGUAUUUUGCUACGAUAUGAACAACCUAAAAUGGAAUGAAUCCAAAGCAUUCCCGUUUAAGAUUUAUGGCCACUCUGUGGUUUCACAUAAUGGAUUAAUCUAUGUUAUUGGCGGGAAGACUGAUGACGCCAAAUGCAUCAACAAAUUGUUUGUCUACAAUCCCAAAAAAUCUGAGUGGAGGGAACUGCGAGCUAUGAAGACAGCACGUGCCAUGUUUGGAGCUGCUGUCCAUCAAAACAAAAUCUGGGUUGUUGGAGGAGUCACUGAUGAUGGCCUGACAGCUGCAGCUGAAGCAUAUGACAUAAUGAAUAAUAAAUGGGAAGUAAUGCCUGAAUUCCCACAAGAGAGAAGCUCUAUAAACAUCAUCAAUAUGGCUGGAUCACUUUACGCCAUUGGAGGUUUUGCUAUGAUUCAGUUAGAAAACAAAGAAUUUGCUCCCUCAGAAUUUGCUGAUGUGUGGAAAUAUGAAGAUGACAAAAAGGAAUGGAGUGGUCUGGUGAAGGAAAUUAAUUAUGCAACAGGAGCCACGUGUCUUGCUGUAUCCCUCAACAUGUUCAGGCUUACCAAAUUGUAAUUAGUUCUAGAGAGUAAUUAAUAUUGCUGCUAAACAAAAGACAAAUAUAACUGGUGUGU